CACAGACACUUCUCCCCUCCUCACAUCAUGUAGACUCUGCAGACACUUACUGCACAAAUAGCAGAAGAAAGCUCCUUCAUCUGCACCUACACCCACCUAGACGGGAAGAAUAAGAGGGGUCACUUUAGAGAUCAAUCAACAUGUUUAGCUUUGUUUCUCGUUUACUGCUAUGUACUCUGAUACUGGCCAAAUCCACUAACAGUGACCAGACACAAGUAGCCUCUGGACGUUUGAGGCUCUCUGUGCUUUCAGAGGACAGGCUCCAAAUGAAAUGGAAGGAGUCUGAAGGAACAACUGGAGGCUAUAAAGUAUUGGUAAAGCCUAUGACAGGAGACUCUGAGCAGGAGGUCAUGCUGAAAACCAAAACUCCUAAAGUGACAGUUGGAGGAUUGGACCCUGAGAAGGAAUAUGUGCUACAGAUUCACCUGAUCCAAGGGGAACAAGACACUCUUAUAGCCAGGAAAAGAUUCAUCAUUGAAGAUUUGAAAUCUCAAGUAAAGAAUAGGAAGAAGCCAGAGGAUGGGACAGAGCCGCCAAGACUUAAUGAAACUGGGCCCUACUCAUCUUCAGAGCGCACUUCAGAUGCAGUAGAGCAAAGUGCUGAGAAGGAACAGCUGGAGAUCCAGGCAACAAGAACAGAAAAGAAGAAAAGUCCUAUCACCACCACUACAACACCCAGACCAACCCAGAGAAGCCCCUCCAAGGCUGAGCAGCAGGUCGUUGGAACAGCUAGUAGCUCCAGGAAAGGACUGGUGUUUCAGUGUGACUCUACAUCUGAAUGGGAUAUUGUUCUGCUUGUGGACAGCUCCUGGAGUGUGGGUCGUAUCAACUUUAGGCUCAUCAAAAACUUCAUUUUGGGAAUCCUCAGCCCACUUUACAUCUCUCGGGAAAAGAUACGGAUAGGCUUGUCCCAGUAUAGUGGCGAACCACAGACUGAAUGGGAUCUGAACACAUAUUCCACAAAGACAGAAGUGCUAGAGGCAGUUAGAAGACUGAAAUAUAAAGGAGGAAACACAUAUACUGGUUUGGCUCUCACUCAUGUAUUAGAGGAAAACCUCCGGGCAGCGUCUGGUUCCCGCAAUACAGCGGGCAAACUACUUGUUCUUUUGACAGAUGGAAAAUCUCAGGAUGAUGCAAACAGUGUUGCACGAACCCUCAAGGAGGCUGGCAUUUACAUCUUCACUAUUGGUAUUAAGAAUGCAGAUGAGACUGAGCUAAGAGAAAUGGCUUCUGAGCCAACAGACCUGACCAUGCACAUGGUCCCAGACUUCCCCCUCCUUCACUCCCUUGUGGGACGUGUUUCUCGGGCACUGUGCUUCAGGCUGAAAGAGAAGAGGAGGGAGACCGAGUUUGGGGCGCAUAAUGUAGCCCUGCAGGAUCCCACUGAUCCUCAUCCCAGCCCUACACACCUUGUGGUCUCAGAUGUCACUGCAUGGAGCAUGCGUCUCUCUUGGACUCCACCACAGCAACGUGUCCAGAAAUAUAGAAUCGUUUACUACCCAUCACGGGGAGGGACUCCCAAGGAGGUUGUGCUCAGUGGUCUGUCCUCCUCUGCGGUCCUGGUGAAUCUGACGCCCAGCACUAAUUAUUUGGUUUCUGUUUUCCCUGUUUACAGCAGUGGAGUAGGCUCAGGGCUGCGUGGGAUCACCUCUACCUUGCCUCUUUCUGCUCCUCGGUCCCUCUCUGUGGAUCAUGUGACAGAUUCCUCGAUGGAGCUGCAGUGGCAGCCAGCAGAGGGAGUCUCUCAGUAUCUGGUGGUCUACUCUGCAGUGUCAGACAUGAAGGAUGAUGUUAAAGAGAUGAAGGUUGGUGACACAUUCAUUUUGCUAUCUGGGUUGUCACCCAGUACUCUGUAUAGGAUUACUGUAUAUUCUUUGUCUGGGGAUGAGACCAGUGACCCUGUAUCUGUGAAGCAAGUGACAGAACCUGCAAAUGUCCCCCAAAACCUACAGUUUUCAGAUGUUACUCACAGCAGUGUGACUGUGAAAUGGGUUGUAUCGUCAUUUAAUGGAAGCCGCGCACAGCGUGUCACCUACUUACCGCACAGGAACAGUGCCAGUGCACGAGAGGUAGAAGUCCCUGGGGGCAUCUCAUUUAUAACCCUGAAGAAUCUGACAUCUCAGACUCAGUACACAGUCACUGUCAACACCUCACACACUGGACAGAAGACUGUGAUCCUAAGAGGGAACAUUACAACACUGAAGGUUCCUUCCCCAAUGGGUCUGAAUGUGACAAGUAUCUCAAAGGACUCAGUGAGUGUAACAUGGAACCCAGGAGUCACUGAUGUGACCUCCUACCUGAUCAAGUGGAUCCCGCUGAGUGGUGGAAGACUCAGUCAGAUGUCUGUCCCUGGAAGGGAUCACACAGCUGAAUUGUCUGGCAUGUUGCACAGUACAGAGUAUCAGGUAUCAAUUUCAGCACAGUAUGUGGAUGGAUAUCAGAGUGACGCAUCAUCAAUAAGGUACAGAACAGGAGCACCUCAAGAAGAACCUCCCAUUGAACAUGCUAUUCCAGUUGUGUGUCCUUUGAUUGAGCAACAGAAUGGUCCAGACUCUGCUAGAGGCUAUGACAUGAUGGCAGCUUUUGGUUUGAAUGAGAAACUUUAUUCAACGCUUAGAGGAGUUUCUGCUGAUGCCUUUGUCCUGAGUGGCUCCCGAAUUUACACCUUAUCUGAGGAAGCCCAACUAACCAUCUGGACCAGGGAAGUCCACCCUCAAGGGAUCCCUCCUGAACACACUCUUAGCUUCCUGCUUCGUCUGCUCCCACAAGCCAAUCGUGAGCCUUUUGCUGUCUGGCAGUUGGUGGAUGAGGACUUCCAGCCACGCCUUGGGGUGAUCCUGGACACAACAAAAAAUACAUUAACAUAUUUCAACCCAAGCCGUGAGGGCGGAGUACAGGAAGUUGUUUUCACCCAGGAGGAAGUGAAAAGGAUUUUUUAUGGGAGCUUUCACAAGGUGCAGGUAGCUGUCAGCAAAGGAACUGUCCGUCUGUACGUGGAUUGUCAGAAGGUAGCAGAGAAGCCUAUUAAAGUCAUGGGAGAGGUGACCACUCGUGGAUUUGAGAUGCUGGGAAAGUUGACCAGAACCAGGGGCUUAAGAAGUGGCUCAACAUCACUGCAGCUUCAGUCAUUCAUGAUCACCUGCAGUGGAGAUGGUCCUGAAGAGGACAAGUGUUGUGAUGUCCCAGCAAAGAGAGAUGAAGAGACCUGUCCCGCUCCUCCUUCAGCCUGCACAUGCAGCUCUCCUGCGCAAGGACCUCCAGGCCAGCCUGGGCCACCGGGACCCUCUGGGGCAAGAGGACCCAAAGGAGAACAAGGGGACACUGGUCCAAAGGGUGAACCUGGACUUCCUGGGCAGUUGGGUGUGGAGGGUACUGGAGGUCACAUAGGCUCCCCUGGACUUCGUGGGUUGACAGUUACUGGGCCAAUGGGACCACCAGGAAUGAAAGGAGAGAAAGGUGAUAUAGGGAUCCCUGGGUUGCAAGGUCCACCUGGCCCAGAAGGCAUUGCAGGGAGAGAUGGGAUGAUGGGACCUAAGGGGGUGCGCGGAGUUGAGGGUACAUCUGGGUUUCCUGGGCCUCCAGGACCUAGGGUAAGAACACAAAUGGGAAUGCAAGGGAUUCCGGGUAUUAAGGGCAGCCCUGGUGACAGAGGUUCUGUGGGAGAUGUUGGUCCAACAGGUCUUCCAGGAACUCGAGGAGAGAAGGGGGAGAAGGGUGAACCUCAGUCUGUGGCUAGUAUUUACCAUUUGGUGAACCAAGUGUGUGAAAGACUUAUUCAAGCACACAUGGUGAAAUUAGAUACCGUUUUUGGCGAGCAAGAAAGAAAGCCUGUUCCUUUGUGGGAAGAGGAUAUGGGGAGAGGAGAACCGGGACCUCCUGGUCCACCAGGGUUUCCUGGAGAGAAAGGAGAGGCUGGGAUAAAUGGACAGUCCGGACAACCUGCCCGUAAUGGUUAUCCAGGGGAACAAGGGAAAAAGGGGCAGAAAGGAGAGAAGGGGAUAGCAGGUCAAAGUAAAGAAGGACCACAAGGACCAUUAGGAACCACUGGUGCCCCAGGAAAAGAAUUAGUUGGAAAUACAGGCCCUGUUGGUUUUCCUGGUUCUGUUGGUCCCUCUGGAGCUCCUGGAAGGCAUGGCAUGACAGGUAACUCAGGUCCACCAGGGAGCUGUGAGCCUUCUCUGUGCUACCAAGCAGAACCUGGGGGUGUUAUCCCGUGAUGAACUGUCAGACUCUAUCCACCAGGCACCUGGAAAUGCCCUUGAUUCUGCUGAAAUUCUGCACAGCUUCACAGCACCUAUGUAUCUGUCAUUACUGCAUAAACACAUUUCAAUAUUCUACUUUAAUUCAUUUUGUGUCUCACAAGUUAAAGUCUAAUUGCAUUGGGAAGGAGUUAAUACCAUUCAUUUGUCAGCCGCAGAAUAUACAGUAAUUUGCUGCAUGAGGAGGGAAUUUAAGAUUUGCUAAAAAGAGGUAAAAGUAAUUAUGUGGAAAAAAAUAAAUAAAACUCAAAACCCCCCCCCCCCAAAAAAAAGGCAAAUAUGUUUUUUUUUUUUUUUACUUAUGCAUUUUGUUUAAAGAGGAUAUAUCCAGUAUGUGUACCCUGUAUGUGCAGUGUAGGUACAAUAUGCAUUCAGUAUGAAUUUAAUAAAUAUGCAGUACAAUAUAAUGUAUGUACAGUUUAUACAGAAUAAAUGCUCUUAUAUAUAAGAA
Molecule: messenger RNA, 4710 nt
Organism: Bombina bombina (fire-bellied toad)
Lineage: Eukaryota; Metazoa; Chordata; Amphibia; Anura; Bombinatoridae
Gene: COL20A1
Product: collagen type XX alpha 1 chain
Exons: 38
Coding region: 141-4217 (1358 amino acids)
Molecular function (GO): protein binding
Source: RefSeq, a predicted model, not a curated record